AAAGCAGCAGCCGGCAGCGCCGGUGGCGUCCUUGCAGCUGCGCCGUGUUCCUUCUCUUCUCGGGCAGCGGCGGCGUGGCCUGCAGUGGAUACACAGCAUGGGGGACACGUUGGACGAGCCUUGGUGGGAAACACGUAAAGGGAGCAACUUUAGUCCAGCUCUUUCAGAUAAUGAAGAAGAAUAUGCUAAUGCAAGUGAAACAAUUCAACAAUGUUCAAGUUCUACUCUUCUUUCUUCAAAGAAAAGGAAAAAGCCUAUAGAAUGCUUCCUCAGUGUUGAGAAACAGAAGUCUAAGGAUAAAAAAGAAAUUGAAAUGAAGCCAAAGAGAAAAAGAAAGAAGAAAAUUUCUGAUCUUCUCACAGAGACUGUACCAAAGCCAGGUGUCCCAGCAGAUUUACAAAAAAUGCUGAAUGAGCACUUUGGAGCUAAACGUUCUGUGAUUGAACUCGAAGAAUUAAAAUUGCCGGAUUCCUGUUUCCUCCCUGCCAAUGAUCUCACCCACAGCUUUUCAUCCUACCUGAAAGAAAUCUGUCCUAAAUGGGCAAAGCUCCGUAAAAACCACACAGAAAAAUCGUCAGUGGUGAUGCUGGUAAUUUGCAGCUCUGCCCUCCGGUGUCUGGAACUCAUCAAGUCAAUGGCAGCAUUCAAAGGAGAUGGGAAGGUUAUGAAAUUAUUUGCAAAACAUUUAAAGAUACAAGAACAGAUGAAAAUGCUGGAAAAAGAUGUUGUCCAUGUGGGUGUUGGGACACCUGGGAGGAUAAAAGCACUAAUACAGCAAGAAGGCCUUAAAUUGACUUCCUUGAAGUAUUUUAUCUUAGACUGGAACCAUAGGGAUCAGAAGUUAAGAAGAUUAAUUGAUAUCCCAGAGAUAAAGAAAGAAACAGUUGAACUUCUGGAAAUGGAAUUAAUCAAGCUAUGCAGAGAUGGCUCCGUGAAGCUGGGACUCUUCUAAUGAUUAUUCUUGUAGCUGAUUCUCUCAUCACUGUUGUCCCCCGUUGUGUUGAGGCUGCUUUUAAAAGUACACCAAGCAGAUGUGUAGAUCCUUUUGUCACCCAUCAU
Candoia aspera is the source of this 1059-nucleotide messenger RNA. It is a transcript of the gene CMSS1, whose product is annotated as cms1 ribosomal small subunit homolog. Gene Ontology annotation, cellular component: nucleus; 90S preribosome. The record is from RefSeq and is a predicted model, not a curated record. Lineage: Eukaryota; Metazoa; Chordata; Lepidosauria; Squamata; Candoiidae. Bases 98 to 952 code for a protein of 284 amino acids. The transcript is spliced from 10 exons.